Molecule: messenger RNA, 827 nt
Organism: Ornithorhynchus anatinus (platypus)
Lineage: Eukaryota; Metazoa; Chordata; Mammalia; Monotremata; Ornithorhynchidae
Gene: KLK8
Product: kallikrein related peptidase 8
Exons: 5
Coding region: 1-774 (257 amino acids)
Biological process (GO): proteolysis
Molecular function (GO): serine-type endopeptidase activity
Source: RefSeq, a predicted model, not a curated record
AUGUCUCCACCCGUCUCUCUCCCACUGGCCUUGGCGUUGCUCCUGGCGUGUGCAGCAGGGCCGAGCAGGCAGCAGGACACCAAGGUCCUGGGAGGAGAGGAGUGUCGCCCCCACUCCCAGCCGUGGCAGGUCGCCUUCUUCGAGGACUCGCGGCUGCUGUGCGGCGGAGUCCUCAUCCAUCCCGCCUGGGUGCUGACGGCGGCGCACUGCCAAAAACGCAAGGUGUCCGUGCUGCUGGGGAAACACAACCUGGAGGAGCGGGAGGGGCCGGAGCAGAGCCGCCAGGUGGCGCUGUCGGUGCCCCACCCCUGCUACCGGCCCGACGGCGGCGCCCACGGGGGUCACCGCCACGACCUCAUGCUCGUCAAGCUGCGCAGCCCGGCCGUCCUCAGCACCGGCGUCCGGCCCGUCCCCCUGCCCGGACGCUGCCCCCGGCCCGACGACACCUGCCUCGUGUCCGGCUGGGGCACCACCAGCAGCCUCGGAGAGAGUUUCCCGGACACGCUGAACUGCGCGGAGCUCAACGUUUUGCCCCAGAACCGGUGCGAGGUGGCGUAUCCGGGACAGAUGACGGACAGCAUGCUGUGUGCCGGGGAUAGCGGCGGCACCGACACCUGCCAGGGAGACUCGGGAGGCCCCCUCGUCUGUAACGGCACCCUGGCCGGCAUCACGUCCUGGGGAUCCAAUCCGUGCGGGGAGCCAGAGCGCCCGGGCGUCUACACCAGCGUCUGCCGCUACCUGGACUGGAUCAAGGGGAUUGUGGGGGUCAAUUAACCCCCUGGAGGGGGCCGGGCCCUUCCCCGGGGACCGCCCCGCUAAAACCCCGA